AUGUCAUCUAACCGAUCAUUCAAAAACCAACAUGAAGAGGCCUACACCUCCUUGACGAAAGGCCUGAAGGAGCUGGACCUACAGGGACCCUAUGUUCCCAGUGACCUGGUGCUGAUUGGAGACCAUGCCUUUCCUUUAGCAAUGAACAGCCGAGGUCAGGUCCUGAUGGCUGCCUCUCUGUACGGCAGUGGAAGGAUUGUGGUCCUGGGUCAUGAGGGCUACUUGACAGCCUUUCCUGCUCUGGUAGAAAAUGCUGUGACCUGGUUGAGAGGUGAUGGAUCUGAUAACCUCUCAGUAGGGGUGCACAGAAAUGUCAGUGCAGUUACUGAUAGCCUCCAAAAAUCCAGCUUCCAAGUAGAAGUUGUGGGAGCUUUCAGUGACAAACUGGGAGUUGGUGUUUAUGUGACCGAUGCCUACAGCGUGGGCUCAGACCCAACAGAGCUGGUGGCGUUUCUGAAAGCUGGAGGAGGGGUGCUGAUAGCUGGGCAGGCGUGGGGCUGGGCUGCAGAUCACCCCAAAGAGAACACACUGCAUCAGUUUGAUGGGAAUAAAGUGUCGGGAGUGGCAGGAAUCUACUUCACUGAGCGUUAUGGUGAAGUGGAGAACCUGCCUGUCUGCCCUCAGAUCCCGUCCUCCUGGAUGUCGUUAGCGACAGGAAAGGACUUCAAGGAUGACUUGGAGUUAUUACUCAAGGGGGUUUCAGAGUUCAACCUCCCGUCUGAUUCUGUAUUUUCUGAGCUUCUAGUCCACGGACCACUAGCCUUUCCCAUCGGCACUACAGAAGAUGGACGUCCAUUCCUGGCAGGAGCCUACUAUGGGCGAGGACGGGUCAUUGUGGUUACACAUGAAAGAUGUCUAGCAGUGGAGAGCAUGGCUCCAUUUUGGAGAAAUGCCAUUCACUGGUUGGAUGAAGGGCGCAGAGGGGUUGUUGGUGUCAUGGUGAAUCCUGCACUCAAAGUUCUGAGUGAGUCUGGGCUGAAGUGUGAGAAGACAAACUUCAGGAAAGACCUCAGCGUGUUUGUGUGUAAAGCGUAUAUCACUGAGCAUUUGGAGGAAAUCCAAAACUUUGUGGCAGAGGGAGGAGGCCUGCUGAUUGGAGGACAUGCCUGGCACUGGGCGCAGACACAUGCUGGGCAAAAUGUACUAACAGAUUUCUCAGUGAACAAAAUCCUGAACCAAAUGGGAUUGAGCCUUUUGGGAGCAACAAUCAGUGCAGGAACAUACAAAGCCUUUGUACCCAGCUGGCCGAUUAAAGAUACUUACCACUUCCGCCACCUUCUACACCGCUUCGUUGCCCAUGUGACUACAGGUGAAGAACUUAGCGAGCAUGAGGAGGGAUGUCUUAAAAAGCUGGGCAGUGACUGCGAUUAUUACUUACACACAAAGGCACAUGGCUCCUUCUAUUACUCUCAAGUGUUGGCUGCACUCACUGACAUGUUAAAGAGGUCAGGCCUGCCACAGGUGAGUAACAGCUACCCUGUAAAGACACCAAAAGACAAACUACUCCUCAGUGUGGGAUCACCUGUAUACAAGUUUUGCCUAAAUCCUGAGGCCCUCCUGCCCUACCUCAUCAAGGAUAAUCCACUGAUGCCAGACCUCCAUAACCACAGGCUCAAGAUCGAUGUUAACACAGCAGAUGGGAAAGAGUGGAUCAGCACUGGUCUCUACCUCUCUCCUGGUAUGAGUACCUACAUGGUCAUGCCAGCUGAGACUGUCAACAAGCACUGGAAGAUUCAGAUAGGCUGUCAAACUGAUGACCUACAUAGAAAGGAUGAGCUGAAGAGACCACCACGUGUUUGUGAGCGAUUUCCUGUCACUUCAGAGAUGAUGCAUGUCUCCAAUCUGUGGGGCGGACUUAUUUACCUGGUGGCCCCACCCAACACACAAGUGAAAGGGUUGGAGAUCACAGUGCAGAAAGCUGUAACUGCUCCAUAUUACAAGUCUGGUGUAACAACUGCAGCUGAGUGGUCAUUGCUGCGCACAGCUCCUGGGCCCUGGGCAGAGUUGGAGUUUGAAAACAUCGUCCUCACCGUACCAUCAGAUGCUGUUCGGCGUAUGGAGCGCCCCGACAAGGUGGCCGCUCUCUGGGAUGAAAUCAUGAGGGCCAUUGCAGAUCUAGCUGCCAAAUCACACAAAUUUCCCCGCAAAGAGCGCUUUGUGACAGAUGUGCAGAUUUCUGCUGGCUGGAUGCAUUCAGGUUAUCCUAUCAUGGCACACCAUGCUUCAGCUGCUGAAGUCGUUGGUGUUAAAAAAGGUGAACAACUGUGGGGUCCCAUCCAUGAACUGGGACACAACCAACAGAGAAGCUGCUGGGAGUUCCGACCACACACCACGGACUCUACAUGCAACCUGUGGUCAGUGUAUGUGAAUGAAGAGGUGCUGGGUCUCAACAGAGCACAGGCCCAUGGUGAUUUGACUUUAGCAAAGCGAAAGAGUCGAGUAGAGGAGUACAUCAAGGGAGGCAAGAAACUCAGUGAAUGGAAGGUAUGGGUUGCCCUGGAAACAUAUCUGCAGCUCCAGGAAAAGUUUGGCUGGGAUGCCUUCAAGAAGGUGUUUGCUGCAUACCACCACAUGAGCAACUUUCCCGAUGACAAUGACUCAAAGAUGAACCUGUAUGCUGAGACUUUCUCCCAGACUGUGGGGAUGAACCUGACCGGCUUCUUCAAGGCCUGGGGCUGGCCCAUCGAAACAGCCACUGAGGAAAAAUUGUCCAAGCUGCCUCCCUGGAAUGAUCACCCCAUGACCCAGUACAAAUGA
Molecule: messenger RNA, 2757 nt
Organism: Pelmatolapia mariae (spotted tilapia)
Lineage: Eukaryota; Metazoa; Chordata; Actinopteri; Cichliformes; Cichlidae
Product: TRPM8 channel-associated factor homolog
Exons: 11
Coding region: 1-2757 (918 amino acids)
Biological process (GO): positive regulation of protein targeting to membrane
Cellular component (GO): plasma membrane
Molecular function (GO): transmembrane transporter binding
Source: RefSeq, a predicted model, not a curated record